Telopea speciosissima is the source of this 542-nucleotide messenger RNA. RefSeq lists its product as uncharacterized. NCBI's taxonomy places the organism in Eukaryota, Viridiplantae, Streptophyta, Magnoliopsida, Proteales, Proteaceae. The coding region runs from base 1 to 486 and encodes 161 amino acids. The record is from RefSeq and is a predicted model, not a curated record. The transcript is spliced from 3 exons.
AUGUCCUCCUUCAAGAUCCUGCUGUCCAUUUGCGCCUGUAUCUCCAUCUUCCAAGUCCAUGCUAGAUCCUUCAGUCCCUGCUUUUCCUCUCACCCAUGUUGCGAAGAACUGCAGCUGACAGUGGAACAAGUCAUUGAGCUCCCAAAAGAAGGGCCAUACAGUAAUGGAGAAGCACGAGCAGGAUGUAGAAGGGUUAUUAGAAAACUGGAUCCAUCGGAUCAUCUUGAGGGCACUAGUGCCCUUGAUCAGGCUAAAGACAGUAGAGUUGCUACUCAGGCUACAAUUCGAUGGAGGCAAAUGGGGAAUGAUGAGAAGAUGAUGGUAGUUCAAGCAGAAAUGAAGAGAGUGAACCAACUUCCUGUAAGCAGCAGCUAUGCAACACAUCGUAAGCGAGUUCUCAACAAAGUAUUGCAACUUAUGUCCAUUCAGAGGUCUAAAACACAGGAGGAAGAGUUGGAGCUGCUUUUUGCUGGCUUAUCUCUCUGACAAACAAACCCAAAAUAUAUGAGCACUGGUUAGUUUUCACUAUAAUUAUAUUGAUG